Messenger RNA from Colletotrichum fioriniae, 2115 nucleotides. NCBI's taxonomy places the organism in Eukaryota, Fungi, Ascomycota, Sordariomycetes, Glomerellales, Glomerellaceae. The record is from RefSeq and is a predicted model, not a curated record.
AUGCUAGGAUGUCUUCGCAUGACGGUCAACGAAUGUGAAGAGGCGUACAUUCGUCUUGCAAAAACAAUUUUCAAGCCGAAACGAUGGAAAUACAACGCCUUCAGCCGUGGUGUCGAUUUCUUCUCCGCCAGCGAACGGUACGACUCAUCAAAAUUGGAAAGUGUGGUCAAAGAAAUCAUCAAAGCACGAACGGGUAGUGAGAAGACCCCAUUGAGUAAUUUUGCCGAGAACGGUGUCGGCAAAGUUGUCCCCGAGCUUGGAGGCGUGGAUCUGGGAAACCACAAGUUGAUGGGCAUGGUCCGCACGAACACGGAACGCCAUCUACGAGAAGCAGCAACAGAAAAAUACGUCACAGCAUGUGCCAAGAAGAUGGUGGAAAUCGAGUCGGGUGAAUAUGUAAAAGCUCACGCGGAGAAGGCUUCGUCACUACGUUUAGAAGACCUGUCAGACUCCGAGAAGGAUUGCCUGCGUAGUCUCCAUGCGACCAGCGGGGACUACGAAAGCCAGAGGAUUGGUAUUGAGAAGCCUGUCCCAGGGACCUGCCAAUGGUUCCUGCGUCACCCCAAAUUCGCCGACUGGGUUCAGAGCACAUCGUCUUCUCUUCUCUGGGUAACGGCAAAUCCUGGGUGCGGCAAAUCGGUGCUUUCCAGCUUCCUCGUGGACGCCCUGAGCCAGGACAAAAAUCAGUCCAUCGUGUGCUCCUUCUUCUUCAAGGCUGGCGUCGACAGUCGCCGAGACUCCCACCAGGCUCUAUGCGUCCUGCUUCAUCAGCUCUUCGUCGCCGCCCCGGAACUGGUCAACGUAGCGAUGGAGGAUUAUUCUAGCAAGGACAAGUCGUCUUUCACCAAGGAUCUUGAAGCGCUCUGGGCGGUGUUUCGCACCUCUGCCAGCCGUCUCCACGACCGCAAGAUUAUCUGCGUCGUCGAUGCCCUAGACGAGUGCUCUGAUGAGUCCAGGGAUCGCUUCAUCAGCCAACUCGUCGGGUCGUUCUCAACCAGCAACUCCGAGAAACAUGCCGGCAACCUAAAGUUCCUUGUGACAAGUCGGCCGUGGCCCAGCAUCGAGAGCCGCUUCCGGAACUUGCUUUCAAUCCGGUUACGAGGAGAGAACGAAUCAUUUUCGCUGUCCAGAGACGUGGAAAGAGUUGUCGAGCAUCGUGUGCGGGAGCUCAAACUGUCGUCCGCACUCUCCGAGGAUGCUAGCACAAUGGUAACCAAAGCUCUGACCGAAGGGGCAGAUCGUACGUUCCUGUGGGUUUCACUGGUGUUUGACGCCAUUGAGCGACUUCAGUCGCGGAAACUCAGUUCCAUCGCAAAAUCAUUGGAUUCCUUACCCGAUGAUCUUGACCAGCUUUACGAAAGCGCCUGGGCAGCCUUUAUCGACCACGAAGCCUCGCAUAAGUUACUCGGAAUCAUCCUCGCUGCUAAUCGCCCUCUCAAGCUAGAAGAGGUCAAUAUCGCUCUCAGUUUAGGGAUGAAUAUUACUUCUUUAGAAGGUCUCGAGCAAGAGCUUGAGCCCGACGCAGAAUAUACAAUCAAGCAGCUAGGAGGAUUCUUCAUCCGAAUCAUUGACUCUACAGUAUUCCUCGUGCACCAAACUGCACGCGAAUUUCUGCUUGGCUCUAGAGCAGACGCUGCGAGGAAGGAGGGGAAGACAAGGAUCCAACUGGCCGUGGCAGAGUCUGACUUGGGCGGAAGUUGCGUCAGACUCCUCGCGCUCGAUGGACUUCCGAAGAGACGCAGCCUACCUAUGGCAGAGGGGGAGCGAGUCGAGUCGAACAAAGCGUUCAUUACCGAUUUACCUUCCUGGGUAAGAAGCUUUUACAUGUACGCUUCAAAGUACUGGACAGAACACCUCAGAGGCAACUCGUUGCCCGAGUCCAAGUCCAGCAUUGGUCUAACCGUGAAAACGAUUUGCGAUUCUUCGAAGCCAUUCUUUCGUGGUUGGUGGUAUUUCUACGCUGAAAGAGAUUUCUUCUAUGCGGGUAAUGAUGCGAAGACUAUGCAAGGCUAUAUGGGUCGUUAUCACGCGCACUAUACGACAAUGAGGCAAGACUUUGUCGCCACAAGAGGGCUGCUUGAGGCGGCUCCACAAGUCUUUGGCGGCCGCAUCUAA